Messenger RNA from Sphaeroforma arctica JP610, 705 nucleotides. RefSeq lists its product as hypothetical. Gene Ontology annotation, biological process: protein phosphorylation. Gene Ontology annotation, molecular function: protein kinase activity; ATP binding. NCBI's taxonomy places the organism in Eukaryota, Ichthyosporea, Ichthyophonida. The coding region runs from base 1 to 705 and encodes 234 amino acids. The transcript is spliced from 4 exons. The record is from RefSeq and is a predicted model, not a curated record.
AUGUCAACAUCACUCGACAGGGAAGUGGAUGCUCCACCCAGAGCUCAGGCCCACGAGCACCUCCGAGACCCAACUCUCACGCACAAGGACCGGCACAUACUACCAACAGCACAGGACAGGGAGGCAAUAAAGGGUGUUAGCCCUACGGACACUCCUAGGGGGAGUGGCGGUAGUAAUAGUAUAGGUGGUAAUAGCGGGGGUGAGAAUAACAAGGGUGGUAACGGUAACGGUAUGAAUAAUCAGCCUGCGCCGGGUAGUAAAUAUAGUUACAACAGUAAUGGUAUUGGUAAGAAACUUAAUAGCGGUCAGAUCAAUAUACUCACGAAGCGAAUUAGCGCAAAUAAUAAUAACAUCUCACCGAACGGGUCCGUUAAGGCCGUGAAGGCCCCAAAAGUGAGUGACCUGGACAGUACAAAAAGGACCGGUGAAGAGGAGUUGGUCAUACCGGAAAACUACUCCCCGGUACCCUCGCAGAGGUUUGAGGAGGUUUACAAACGAGGGGACAUCCUCGGCAGCGGUGCGUUUGGCACAGUCAACAAAUGCACACGGAUAAGCGACCCUUCCCAAACCUUUGCCGUCAAAAUCAUUGAGAGGAAAAAGUUUAAAUUAAGGCCUAUGGUGCAGAUUGCAUUGCAGCGAGAAGUGGCUGUCAUGAAGAUGUGCUCGCACGUAUGUGGUCUGAAACGGCUGGCGUCUAGGGCUUAG